AUGGCGGCCCCAGGCCCGUCCGCUGACGAGCUGGAGUUCAACAGCGUGUUCAGCACUCGCAAGCCGAGGGAUCUGGGGGCCGGGCUGGCCAGCGGAGCCAAGAGUAUUGCCAAGGGGGUGCUGGCGGGUGCCAUUGGCCUGGUUGCCGCCCCGGCGAUUGGGGCCGCCCAAGAUGGGUUCAAGGGCUUUGCCAAGGGCGCCGCGGCAGGCAUCGCGGGCGCCGUGAUCCUGCCGGUAACAGGCGUGGCGGUGGGCACGGCACAGGUGGUGCGCGGCGCGGUCAAUACGCCCGAGGCCAUUUCAAACGCCUCCAAGGGCAGGCACUGGGACGAGGCCAGCCGCAGCUGGAUCGACGCGCCCGGCAUGGCGCUGGCGGUGGACGGCGACGACCAGCGUGCCGCGCGCUCGCAGUGGCGGCGCGUGCAGCAGCGCGCGCGCGGUGGCGGCGGCGGGGAGGGAGUGGAGCAGGAGUUUUAUGAGCUGCUGGGGGUGGAGCGGGACGCCAGCCCUGAGGAGAUCAAGAGGCAGUACUAUCUGCUGGCCAGGCGCAUGCACCCUGACAAGAACCCAGGAGACCCAGAGGCCAAUGCCAAGUUCCAGCGGCUGGGGGAGGCAUACCAAGUGCUGGGCAAUGCAGAGCUCAGGAAGCGGUACGAUGCCCACGGCGCCGAGGGGCUGGAUGUCAACUAUGUGGAUGGCGCCGAGUUCUUUACUGCCCUGUUUGGCUCAGACCGCUUCUCCCACCUGGUUGGAGAGCUGAUGCUGACUGCGGCGGCGCGGCAGGGCGCAGACCUCAACGCAGUGCAGCUCAAGCGCCUGCAGGUUGAGCGCGAGCAGUACGUGUGGGAGUGCCUGCGGGCGCUGCUGAUGCGUUACGUGGAGGGCGACGAGUCGAUGGUUGCAGAGGCGGCGCAGCUGGCCACGGCAUCGUUUGGGGAUGUCAUGCUGGCGGCCAUCGGCGGCGCCUACAAGGCGCAGGCCGACAUCUUCCUUGGAGGCAUCCUGGAUGGCAGCCUGGCGGCGCUGCGGGCCAAGGGGCGGGGCAUCAAGGCCCAGUUCUCUGCCGCCAGCCUGGCGCUCAAGGUGUACCAGAAGCAGCUGGAGAUUGCCAAGCUGGAUGCGGCGGAGCAGCAGGCCAAGCAGCAGGCGCAGCAGCAGACGGCGGCCGCGGCGGCCACGCAGCAGGAGGGCGACGCCUCGAAGCAGGGAGAGGCGGGGCACGGCACGGCUGCGUCGGCGGCGGAGGCGGCGGAGGCGGCGGAGGCGGCGGAGGAGCAGCAGGGGGCGGCGGCACUGGCGGUGGCCACGGCGGCCGCCGAGCGCGCGCGGCUGGAAGAGCAGUCGCUGCCGCUGAUGCUAGAGGCGAUGUGGGCUGCCAACAAGCUGGACAUUGAGGCCACGCUGCGGCACGUGUGCAAGCGGCUGCUGAGCGAUGAGCAGGCGAGCCCAGCCGCGGCUGCCGUCAGCAAGGAGGUCCGGCGGCUGCGAGCCGAGGCUCUGCGGGAGCUUGGCACCAUCUUCAUUGCUGCCGCCCAAACGGCGGCAGCUGAGAAAGCGGCACGCACGCCUGCGCGCCGCGGCGCGAGCAGCAGCCCCGGCAGCAGCAGCGCGCAGCCGCACACGUCGGCAGCAGCAGCAGCAGCAGCAGCAGCAGCAGAGGGGUGGGCGCCGGCCGCCAACGGUUUUUCGGCGGAGCAGCGGCGGGCGCGGCGGGAGGCGGAGGAGCGGCGGCGGCAGGAGGAGAAGCAGCGGUCGGCCAAGGAGCAGAUGGAGGCUGCGAUGAUGGCGGUGAUGCAGAAGCGCAUGCAGCAGGAGGAUGGGCCUGCGUGA
Molecule: messenger RNA, 1830 nt
Organism: Chlorella variabilis
Lineage: Eukaryota; Viridiplantae; Chlorophyta; Trebouxiophyceae; Chlorellales; Chlorellaceae
Exons: 10
Coding region: 1-1830 (609 amino acids)
Source: RefSeq, a predicted model, not a curated record